AGGCUUGCCGCGUCUCAACUCCCGGAGCUCUAUAGUUGGGGGAGAGGAUGCAGCCCCUGGAAGAUGGCCCUGGAUGGUGUACCUUGAGACCAUUGAGGGAGAGGCUUGCCGCGUCUCAACUCCCGGAGCUCUAUAGUUGGGGGAGAGGAUGCAGCCCCUGGAAGAUGGCCCUGGAUGGUGUACCUUGAGACCAUUGAGGGAGAGGAUGACAGCUACUGUGGCGGUUCUCUUAUCAACACUGGAUGGGUUCUGACUGCAGCCCACUGCUUAGACAACAUUCGUUUGACAGGAGUGCGGGUGGGCCUGCUGAAGGUUCUAGAGCCCACUGGCUGGCACUACGGCGUGCGUCGAGUCCUUAUCCACCCCGGUUACCUUAACUUUGAAAAACAUGACAUCGCCCUGGUGCAGCUGGACGACUAUGUGGUCAUCUCCGAUCUUGUGAUGCCCGUGGCACUGCCCACCCCUCGGGACGUCUUCAGCACCAGAUCUGAGUGCUGGGUCACCGGAUGGGGCAACGUGGAUGACGACACUUCAUUAGGAGGUAACAAGACCCUGCAGCAGCUGAAGCUCCCCCUAGUGGAUGACGACACCUGCAGGAUGAUGUGGCCCGGUACCAAUGACAACCACCUCUGUGCCGGAUACAUGGAGGGGGGCAAGGGUUCAUGCCUGGGCGAUUCUGGUGGCCCCCUGGUGUGUAAGUCGUCCUCUGGGAAGUUUGUCCAGGUCGGGGUGGUGAGUUUUGUACUAGCACGUGGCUGUACCCAGCGUGGCUACCCUGGGGUGUACACACGUGUGAUCAGUUACACCAAGUUCAUCAAAGACGCCAUCCGCAAAUAUAGCUGAACCACAGCAUCCUCUAGUGGUCAUGCAGGGAGGAGAACUACACCUCCACCUGAUAUUUCUCUGUCCCUCUCUCCUGUUUCUCUUCUGCCUCUACCCUUUUCUAUCUGACCAAUAAAAAUCUU
Messenger RNA from Sardina pilchardus (European sardine), 965 nucleotides. Its product is annotated as serine protease 27-like. Gene Ontology annotation, molecular function: serine-type endopeptidase activity. Bases 175 to 843 code for a protein of 222 amino acids. The transcript has 6 exons. The record is from RefSeq and is a predicted model, not a curated record. Lineage: Eukaryota; Metazoa; Chordata; Actinopteri; Clupeiformes; Clupeidae. Gene Ontology annotation, biological process: proteolysis.